AUGUGCAGCCGCGAGAAGGACGUACCUGCGCUUGCUAGCGACGCGAAGGGUGUGGCAGAUCGCCGUCCGGCCGCGCUUGCGCCGUCGGCGGCCCCAUGUGGCCCCCCACUUACGACGACCAAUGCUAUGGCUAUGGAUUUGAUGGACACAUCUCCGGAAACCAUGAAGACAGCGCUGUCUGCUCCGCUCCCCGAUUCUGAAGAUGAGAGCUCCGCCGCCCCUCAGCCACGCGGACGAAGCGGGAAACAGAAGAGGAGGGCAACAGCCGCGACGUCCGUUGUUCGCAGCUCGCCGAUCGAGAAGAGGGCCAAGCAAGAUUUCGCCCCUGACGCCGAUGGUUUUGUCCCGGCCCGGCGAACUGCACGACGCAUGCAGUCCUCGACGACGCUUCCAACUGCCGUCGCCAACUCAUUCGACGCGCUCGCUGACGCGCCAGACCAACUGACGCGGGUCGCCGACGUUCCGGUUCAGACCGAAGAUCUUCGCUCCCGGAGAGGCCCUGUGCAUUAUCGUGGGUGUGAGGUGUGGAAGCGUGCCAUCGAUUGCCAACGCGGCCAAACGCCAGCGCCGCGUCCGAAGAAACCAGCAACGAGACGGCCCGGCGUCUCUUUCGCGGCGGCAACGUCAGGGGCGCCCUCCGCCGUCCCGGCUGCGUCGGCUGCUCCUGCUCCUGCCGCCUCCGAGGCCGUGCCGCCACCCGCGGCUCCUGCGCCUCCACCACAGCUGCUAGUGGCGGACCCGGGUACUGCCUCUCCCGGGACGUCAGCCGGACCACGCCCCGCCGACCGCCGGCGCGAAGGUUGCCGACCCAUGGGUGCCCAGCGCUCAGCACCGUCCGUCGCGCAGCCCCAGGUGGACUCUCCCAGCGAAGCAGCCACGCCUCCCCCUUCCAGCGACGGGGCCGCGCCGGCUGCUUCCACCGCUGACCUGGCCAACCUCGUCGCGCAGCUCACUGCCCUGGUGACCACCUGGCAGAUUAUAUCGGCGCGAGGUGUGAGGCGGGCGGGACGCUGCCCCGGCAAGUCGCGGCGUGUCAGCGCCGGCUGCCGCAGACAGCCAGCCGUGCUCUGCGACGAGGCGGGGCGGCCGCCGUCACAACAACCCCCGCAGCUGGUGACGCAACCCCGGGCGCGUAGCGACCGGCCCGCUGGGGUGGCUGCCCCCCACCCUAUAAAUCAAAUUCAGGCAUUCUGGCUGGGGAGGACGGCUAACCCACACAGCGCGAGACCCAGCCACGCUAAAUGGGGCCGGUGGUUGCCGGUGCGGCCCAUCGCUCUCUCCCUCCAUCCUGGGAAGCCGCCAGCCCGUGGGAUUCGAAAAUACGGCAUUAAGGGCGGCCGAGCACCGAGCAGCUGGCCGCGCUCCAGGGCUGCCACGACCACCGCUCGUUUGCUUGUCGGCGAACAGGUGGCCAGCCUGGCGGACGCUUUUAGCCCGUGCGUCAGCGCCACCUGCCGGACAGCGGCCGGCGGGCGCUCCUACAUCCUCAGAAAUAGGAAACUCCAGCCGCCGAUGCCGCCACUCGCCACUUUGCGAUUUUGUGUUCCGACGGCGUUGCCGUUCUGGCGUCUCCGCCGCCGUGACAGCUCCAUUGUUUGGCCACUGGGCGCCAGCCUCGGCCCGGAUUGCGGCAAGUGGUCGCCGACGCCGCCGCUGUUGGCAGCCCUGGGCGCCGUGUUUACCCGCGCCGUGGCGCCGCGCCAGCGCUGGCGGCAACUUGUUGCGUGGGACCACCUGGCAGCCGCGGAGGUCGACCCGCGCCGACAUCGUCCGCUGCCCUCCGCAUCUCCACCGGCGCGUGACGUGAUUGACCGCCUCACUGGAGCCCGCGCGGCCGCUGUUGCAGAGAGCAGCCCGGAGCGGCGCGUCAGCCUGGCAGAGGCGCAGCCCGCGGCCGAGUCGGCGUCGGCGUCGGCGCCGGUGUCGGUGUCGGUGGCGCCGCCGCAGCCGCAGCCGCUGGCGGUGUGCCUGCCGCUGCCCGAGCCGGCGCCCGACGACCUGUACAACCUGACGCAGCUGGCCGAGGUCAGCCUCGCCGCCGCCGCGGGCCGCCUCUUCUGCUGGACCGACGCCGACGACCGGCCGCACACUGUGGGCCACGGGCUGCCCCCGGCGCCGGCCGACCGCGCCGCCGCCGCCGCCACCGGGGAGCCCUGCGUCCCGGCACAGCCGACGCCGCCCCCGGAGACCGCCGCACAGCCGCACCAGCCUCCCGAGCUCGUGCCGCCGCCGCCGCCGCCGCCGCCCCCGCAGAGCCCGGCCCACGCGCAGGCGCAGCACGCGUGCCCGGACUGCGGCAAGCGCUACAGCACGGCCAGCAACCUGGCGCGCCACCGGCAGACGCACCGCGGGCCGGCCGACGCCAAGGCGCGCCGCUGCGCGCACUGCGGCAAGGUGUACGUGUCCGUGCCCGCCUUCUCCAUGCACGUGCGCACGCACGCCCAGGCCUGCCGCUGCCCCUACUGCGGCAAGUGCUUCUCCAGGCCCUGGCUCCUGCAGGGGCACAUCCGCACCCACACAGGCGAGAAACCAUUCAAGUGCACCAUCUGCGAAAAGGCAUUUGCAGACAAGUCUAACCUGCGCGCCCACGUGCAGACGCACUCCAGCACGAAGCCACACGUGUGCUGCCGCUGCGGGAAGGCGUUCGCGCUCAAGUCCUACCUGUACAAGCACGAGGAGUCCUCCUGCGUGCGCCUGCACUCACGCGGUCCGCAGUGCGCAGGCGUCGUGGGGGCAGCAUAGGCGGCAGGGGCAGCGGUGGACCCGACCACGUAGUGCGACUGUGAGCCGAUCCUUGUCGGCCCCUGUACAGGCGUGUGAUCACAAAGUGGUCACUGUCGUCGCUACAGAAAAUUCAUAAACAUUGAAAGAAGAGUGCAACAGUUGUAAUAAAAAUGUAGAAGUACCACAUACAAGGUUUUUAAUGCAAAUAACACUACAACAAAACGCACAGCAGUACCUCGUACAGUUUUUUCUCUGCUGUAUUCGGAAUUUCUGAUUACAGCAACACAACGUUUCAGUGAUCAUUGUUCACAUUUAAUAUUACUAUUGCAAUUCUGGCAAUAAUUUCAACUUGUAAAACGUAACGAGAAACUGGGUUCAUCAUAAUGUAAUGUAACUAUAGUAACACAAAUUGGCAGUUCUUUGGUAUGAGGAGAAAAUACGUGACUGUAAAUCUAUCACUGGGUAUUCAUAUGGGUCGAUAACCUGUGCUUCCUAAAAAUGUUACGUGAAUCAAAAUAAUUUGAUGAAAACCGCUGAACGCUUACCCGAUGACGAAUGUGGAUUUGGAGACAGCACUCGUAGUUGUAUUCGUUUCACUGGACUUAUAACGUUCCGUAGUGUGUCGGCUUCAGACGUUAUUACUCGUAGUUAAACGUAAGACUGAUUUCUCUUACCAAAAUGAAGUCUUUGAUCACAAUAAUACACAUAUCCUGCAAGUUGAGACUGAUAUCAUGAAAGUAUGUCUCCAGAAGUGAUCUCACAGCUCUGGUGACGUAAGAGGAUCGUUGUGUUUGUUUUUUUGAUGCACAGUCGUCCAUCAUUCUGACAACUACCGUUUCUGCAGCUACUCUGCAAUCCACUGUACAGAACAUGAUGGUCGUACAUCCUGUAUCCUAGUAACGUUGUAUCUGCUAGAGGGUAUUUUAGGUAAAGAUCAUUUAUUUUUCCCUGGGAUUCCAAAUACAUCGGCGAUGGCGUAACUGUUUUCUAUUUGUUACACUCUACGUACGAUUCGAGUUCAGUUCGCAGCUGUGGGUUUCAAAUCAUUCCUGGUUAUAUGCAAUCAUAACUGUAUCACUCAUAAGUUGUUAAGUUUCUACUUUCCGUAUUAUUUUUGAUAAACGAGAAAAUAACAAAUAUGACUACCAUUCGUCUUUGUGGAUGCAGAAAGCUAUCUAAAUAUCGCACCAAGGAUGAUAUUCGUGGGGAAUCCUCAGUAAUAUCUCAACAAUCCUACUAAAUCUGGCGAUGUUCUGUUCCCACUGUCGCUCGGCUGGAUUUACUAAUGUCAGUCGCGUACAUUUCAGCAGCUGCAUUACUCUAUAGCUGCAUCACUCUAUAAUGAUGUCACUGUACAGAAUACUGUUAUAGAAGAAUUCUAGCCGAAUUCGUAACUCAUAUGCUUAAGAACUGUUAGAUGGUACAAUUUUUCGGUGGCAUACAACAAACAAGGGUCCUCUGUUUCCUCGUAUCUACUGUGGUAACUUCUGUUCUAAUGAUCCAGGAGAUCCUGACAAGAUACCUGCCGAACUUUGAAGACGGCCGUACCAAGAUCUAACAGAUCACUACCUGUUACACAGAAGCAAAUUCAAAUUUCAAAACUGCUGGCGAUAUACAGUGGGUUAUCUUGAAUCAACGUCUGAGAAUUACAUUUGUGGCGUAAUUUAUGAAACUUUGUAAACUUUUCAGUAAUUAGUAAACUGAUUUACAAAAACAUAUCUCAUAGUAUGCAUGCACUAACUAUUUUUUCACUAUUUUUGACUGACCACUGUCAAAUACACGAACAGACGAUCCGUAUUUAUUCCUGUCCCAUGAGAAUUGCCUGAUAGUUCGAUUUCAAGUGUCGCUCUUGUCUUGCUCGUUAGAAAUUCUUUAAAGCCAAAUUAAUUUUGAUUUUAAACGCCUGUGGAACUUAAAUAUGAAUUUACAGCUAUGGCAUUUCUUCCUCAUGCCAAGAUUAAAGAGUGAUUUUUUCCCAUUCCGUCAUAAAAUAGUGACGUACUAAAUAACACAGAUACCUGUAACACGUAUUUUUUUGUAGUAGUAAAAAUGUUUCCUCGAUCUGGGACCAUGUUUUCUGUGAACAGUUGAUAAUUUUUUUAUGAUACGUACUAGCCUGAAUGUAGAAUAAAUGUUUUUAUGAACUGAAUGGAGAUAGUGUAUUUUGAUGUGUAUUUUGUAUACCAAACGUUUUAAUAAGCAAUAUUUUUCUGAAGAUAUACUGACGUUGUUUUGAAGUCUGAUGUGUUGUAGUGUAUUCAUGUGUAUAUUGGACGUUAAAUGUCAAAAGAGAAAUAUUGGAUAGAUGCUGGCUGUUAUUGUUACAUUCAUUAUAUACAUCGUUAGAAAUGAAGUGCUGUGCUGAUAACGUAAACAAAAGUUUAGGAAACAUAAGUUGUAAUAUGUUGCCCUGACUUUUUAGAUGAAACAACAGAUUGAUGUUGCGUUUUCAAAUCAGAGUAAUAUUCACGUUCCAGCUGCAGCCGAGUCUAUAACAGCAAUCUAAUAAAUGUUUCUCUAUUUUAUAUGUGAUAUAUGAAUCACACAAGUACUUAAGGGUAGGUUUGAAAACUGAAAAAUUGUCCUUCUGAGAGCAGCUACGGUCAUAAAGUGUUCUUUUGUAUAUGUUUCGUGCAAAUGCAGAAAAUGUCACCGAAAAACUUGUUAAUGUGUCUAGUGGUAUUGAAACUUAGUGUUUAUUUUUAUGUCAGAUUAUAGUUGUCUGAGUUUUGUUCGUAUCUCUGGAUCCCUUAUUUUAUUUAAUCACCCGACCAUCUAACAGCAAUCUGCAGUGCUUCCUUUCCUUCCAAUGGUGUGCAUAAUUCUCAUUUCGUAAGAAUGCAGCUUGCUGGAGGUAUGACGUUUUUGUCUCCGCAUUCCAGCACUUAGCACCACCAGGAUCCCAAGGUUUCUGGUUAUAUUCAACUGAGUCACUAGCCUUGUACUCCUACAUUUUUAAGCAAUUUCAGAAUGCCAUAAGUUUGAGGUAAAUGUUGUAACAUUGAAUACCGAUAGAAAAACAGUGCCUGCUACUUGAAAUGUGGAACAUACGUUUCAUGAAUUAAAAGCUGGGCUGGGUCUGUAAAUUUAACGUGGUCAGCACUGCAGUUUGCUUCUUUCGGCCGGCGUGUUUACUUCUUUGUUUAUUUUGGUUUCGGACGAGUUCUGCUAGUCGUCGGUGGCGGCGCUGAAGGCUGCCAGCACGGCACCGACUGUAACGUCCUGUGACGAAACCUUCAGUUGCGGUAGCAUAUGGUAGCAUUACGAACUGGCAUCAUAGGAAUGAAAUGAAAAUACGAGAAGAGUUUUCAAAAUCUGAUUUAUAAUAACCGAAAUCUUAAACAAAUGCUGCUACUUUGUGACUAAAAAUAACUCCGAAAAGGUCGCUGUACAGAAGCAGUGUACGAAGUGCUGUCCGAAAGUCCCCGAAGUAUAUUAAUUAAAAUUAUUAUCUUUCGCAUAAUCUUACUCUGCAUCACCUUCGAUGUAGUCCCCUUGGGAGUGAGAACAUCGGUCCCAACCAUUCUACCACUCCUGAAAUGCGUCCUGAAAGUCUUCUUUAAUUAGGGUAUUUAGUAGCAUUAGCGAUUCGUCUUGAGCCCAUUGUAUCAAAUUUUCAACACAGAAACGUAUCGGCAUCUCGAUACAAGCAUUUGGAAGUCUCUUGACAGGUGCCAAAUGUUAUUGUAUCCUCCUCCGUGUGACCUUUCGCUGCCGCACUCGGGACAAGUCACAGAGAGCGCUGCGGUACGGUUGCCCAAGACGGCCGGCCCGCCCCCAGUUUGUACAGUCGUAGCUUAGGAAACAUUAACUCCAGCUAACAGCAUCUCUAACGCGAGGCACCCCGUGCCUCGGCGCCGCUAGUCAGACUCAUACUUUUAGUUCACUUCUCACUCAUUUUACUUAAUUUAUUGUAUUAUUUAUUUACUUAUGCUCUAGUUAUCAUUAUUUAUUUCUUUAGUUGUUUAGGUUAGUUAGGUACAUAUUACUCGUUCAGUUCUUUAAUUAAAAGGUGAUACAACAAAUGUAUGUGAUUAUGUUUUAUGUCCAAGACCUAUGUAGUUGAGAACUGUGUAAUUAUAUGUCAAGAAGCUUA
Schistocerca nitens (vagrant locust) is the source of this 6820-nucleotide messenger RNA. Its product is annotated as proline-rich protein 36-like. Gene Ontology annotation, biological process: regulation of transcription by RNA polymerase II. The record is from RefSeq and is a predicted model, not a curated record. The transcript has 8 exons. Gene Ontology annotation, molecular function: DNA-binding transcription factor activity; RNA polymerase II cis-regulatory region sequence-specific DNA binding. Bases 1 to 2742 code for a protein of 913 amino acids. Lineage: Eukaryota; Metazoa; Arthropoda; Insecta; Orthoptera; Acrididae.